AUGGAUAUGAAAUCGAUUGAAGAAGUGCCUAUGUUCAUCUCUAGUUUGCGUAUAAUGAAAUUUUGGGGAUUUCUUUUGGAGCACAAUUGGCGCAGAUAUGCCAGCUUAAUACCGUACUCUCUACUGACCACAACACAAUUUAUGGAGAUUUACUUUAGCACCGAACCGGUUGAUGCAAUAAUCCGCAAUGCUUACAUAGCGGUAUUAUUUUUUAAUUCAACUCUGAGAGGUGUGGUAUUGUGUAUAAAUCGUUUUGGAUUUGAGAAAUUUAUGGAAAAUAUGCGUGUUUUAUAUAUUGACUUAAGGAAAUCCGAGGAAAAAUUUAUAAGCAAAAAAACCCAUGAGACAACAAAAACUUCAAUAUUAGUGGCGAAAAUUAAUUUAAUUAUGGGUGCCUGUUCGGUUAUGGGCUUUCUAAUAUAUCCGAUAUUUGCUACCACUAAAGCUUUACCUUACGGCAUUUAUAUACCCGGCAUUGACAAAUAUCAACGGCCAUUCUAUGAAUUGUUCUUUAUAACUCAAAUCAUCUUAGCUCCCAUGGGCUGUUGUAUGUAUAUUCCAUUUACAAAUCUUAUAGUGGCUUUUAUACUUUUUGGUAUUUUGAUGUGUAAAGUUUUGCAACAUAAACUAACCAAUUUAAGAAAUGUCAGUAAUGAAAAGGCUCGAGAAGUAAUCGUUUGGUGUCUGAAAUAUCAAUUGGAAUUAAUUAAAUUUGUCGAGACCAUGAAUAAGUUAACCACUCAUACUUAUAUGAUUGAAUUUCUGGCAUUUGGAGCCAUGUUGUGUGCUAUGUUGUUCUCCUUAGUUAUAGCUGAAACUGUAGCUCAAAUGGUCAUAAUCAGUAUCUAUAUGUUUAUGAUAUUUUCGCAAAGUGUUGUUUUAUAUUAUUUUGCCAAUGAACUGUACGAUCAAAGUUUAUUGGUGGCCAUUGCAGCUUAUGAAUGCAAUUGGUUUGAUUUUGAUGUGGGCACUCAAAAAAUUCUUAAACUUAUGAUUUUAAGAGCUCAAAAACCCUGUGCUAUUCUGGUGGGCAAAGUGUAUCCCAUGAAUUUGGAAUUAUUACAAUCUUUGUUGAAUGCCACCUACUCGUAUUUUACUUUAUUGAAAAGAGUUUAUGGUUAAAAAUAAUUAUAUAAAUACUAUUAUAUUAUAAUACUCUCUGUAGAUUUCUAUAUUUUGUUAGAGUUGUAGUAAAUAUUAAAAAAAAUAUUUAAAUAUUAUAAAAUUAAGUAAAUAGAUUU
Messenger RNA from Lucilia cuprina (Australian sheep blowfly), 1241 nucleotides. Its product is annotated as odorant receptor 30a-like. Bases 1 to 1122 code for a protein of 373 amino acids. The transcript is spliced from 6 exons. Gene Ontology annotation, biological process: detection of chemical stimulus involved in sensory perception of smell; sensory perception of smell. Gene Ontology annotation, molecular function: odorant binding; olfactory receptor activity. Gene Ontology annotation, cellular component: plasma membrane. Lineage: Eukaryota; Metazoa; Arthropoda; Insecta; Diptera; Calliphoridae. The record is from RefSeq and is a predicted model, not a curated record.